Messenger RNA from Colletotrichum paranaense, 663 nucleotides. RefSeq lists its product as uncharacterized. The annotation marks the transcript as partial. Lineage: Eukaryota; Fungi; Ascomycota; Sordariomycetes; Glomerellales; Glomerellaceae. The record is from RefSeq and is a predicted model, not a curated record. The transcript has a single exon.
CACGAUUUCGGCCAUGUGGAGAAUAUCGGGCUCCAGAGCCAUCCCGUUUUCGACUCUUGCCAUCCGAUCCGGGCCAAGGCCUCAAUACCUGACCGUUACGGUGGCCUUACGGAACACCGUCCUCACUUUCUGCUCAGUGCGGACAUGAACUCGAUAGAGUGGACCUUUCGGGGAUUAAACCGACAUCAUCCUUCGUACGGGACCAACAAAAACAAGAACUCGGUAAUGCGAUACUCUUUGCUCGUUUUCUUUCAGAAUCGCUGCAGUCGGUUCCACAAAGCUGCGAUCCGCCGCGAAGGAGGGCAAAGGCCGCCUUCGAUAUGGAUCCAGGAUGGGCAGGUUCAUGACCCAUGGGUCAAGUCGGGAGCAAGACACGACGUUGGAAUGGAGGCGACGGCCGAACCUCGGACGGCAGCGCUGUGCCUCUCUAUGCAAGGUACGAGAUCUCAAGCAUCAGCCUGCGGUCCUGCACUGGUCUUGACAAGACGGCAAACCGGCCUUGUUGCGCGGUGGAGGGAGCCGUCGGCGGGAUGUUGUUCAUGGAUGAUGGACCAUGGUUGUGGCUGUUUGAUCAUCCUGCCAGAAUGCGACGCACGCUACCCCGAGCUUUCUGAAACUCCAAGCCAGCAGAUGCCAGCUGCACGUCGCCUGCCUCACGCCUGA